Didymella exigua CBS 183.55 is the source of this 1074-nucleotide messenger RNA. RefSeq names its product Aldo/keto reductase. The record is from RefSeq and is a predicted model, not a curated record. The transcript is spliced from 3 exons. NCBI's taxonomy places the organism in Eukaryota, Fungi, Ascomycota, Dothideomycetes, Pleosporales, Didymellaceae. Bases 1 to 1074 code for a protein of 357 amino acids.
AUGUCUACCAAUGUCCCCAAGGACCUCCCAGAAAUGGAGUACCGCUUCGUAGGCAGGAGCGGUCUCCAGAUCUCCGCCAUCUCGCUCGGCGGCUGGCUCACCUACGGCGGCCACGUCGGCGACGAGAACACAUUCGCCUGCCUCAAAGCCGCCUUCGACGCGGGCAUCAACUUCUUUGACGCGGCCGAAUCCUACUCGGGCGGCGAAUCCGAGCGCGUCAUGGGCCGCGCAAUCAAGCACUUCGGCUGGAGCAGGAACGACAUCGUCGUGUCUACGAAAAUCUACUGGGGUACACACAACUCGUCGCUCCCCAGCCCGCGCAACAAAAUCAACAACCUCGGCCUCUCGCGUAAGCACCUGAUCGAGGGCACCGAGGCCGCCCUCGAGCGACUGCAGCUGACCUACGUCGACAUCAUCUACGCGCACCGCCCGGACAGACACACGCCCAUCGAGGAAACAGUCCGGGGCUUCAAUUUCCUGAUCAACACUGGCAAAGCACUGUACUGGGGCACGUCGGAGUGGCUUCCCUCGGAGAUUGAGGAGGCGUGGGCCGUGGCUGACAGACUGGGGCUCAUUGGUCCGGUGGUCGAGCAGCCCGGGUACAGUCUCCUUCGGCGGGAGAAGGUGGACGAUGAAUUCCGGAAUGCAAAGCUGUUCGAGAGGAGAGGGUUGGGGUUGACCGUCUUCUCGCCACUGGCCGGCGGGCUGCUGACGGGCAAGUACAUCGACGGCGUGCCAGAGGACUCGCGCCUGAACACCUCGACCGAUCCGUACAUCCAGGGCGUCAUCAAGACGGUGGGCACGCCUGCGUGGACCGAGCAGCAGGGCAAGAUCCGCGCGCUGAUGCGUGUCGCAGAGUCGCUGGACACGGACGUCGCGACGUUGAGCAUGGCGUGGGUCCUGAGCAACAAGCACGUCACGAGCGCCAUCACGGGCGCGUCGAGGCCCGAGCAGAUCUUCCAGACUGUCCAGGCGCUGCAUGUAUAUCGCAAGUUGACCCCAGACGUGCUGGACGAGAUUGAGCGCAUUUUCAAGAACAAACCUGCGCAGCUGACGCCGAGGUUUGGUGUUUGA